Molecule: messenger RNA, 1124 nt
Organism: Sphaeramia orbicularis (orbiculate cardinalfish)
Lineage: Eukaryota; Metazoa; Chordata; Actinopteri; Kurtiformes; Apogonidae
Product: macrophage mannose receptor 1-like
Exons: 7
Coding region: 100-825 (241 amino acids)
Source: RefSeq, a predicted model, not a curated record
AGUUCCAUUCUGGUUCCGGGAUCUCCUGAUUUCCAAAUGACACACAGCAAAUGAUCUGAAACAGAGCUGGGUGUGGAGGUCACAUCACAACACAGAUACAUGUUACGUCUUCAAAAAGCUGUCCCUUUCAUUGUACCUCAGCAGUACCAUUUCAUCAACCAGUCCCUGACUUGGUCUGAGGCGCAGAGCUACUGCAGAUUAAAGUACACCGACCUGGCCACUGUGAGGAACAUGGUUGACAACAAGAAUCUGCUGGUCUUCUUGGACGGCCUGGACACACAGUCCUGGAUUGGGCUCAGGAGAGGACCGUGGAGAAGUUGGAAAUGGUCUGAUGGCAGCGGGGACCUGGGAUUUAGCAACUGGCAACAAGGAGAGCCAAACUAUGGUGCAGAGGACGAAUUUUGUGUAAUGAUAUAUUCCUCUGGUACAUGGAAUGAUGACUCAUGUGAAGCGUUGAAAGAUUAUAUUUGCUCUGAAUACGGGGAUGAUGGCCAAGAAACCUACGUGUAUUAUACUACCAAAAGAAAUUAUUUUGCGAGUCAAGCGGACUGCAGGAGUCGGGAUGGCGAGUUGGCUAGUGUAAAAGAUGGGUUGGACAGUUCAAAAAUUACCAGUGUGGCUGAAAGUUGGCAGAGCACUGCAUGGAUUGGUCUUCAAACGGACCAAUGGGAGUGGUCUGAUGGAAGCACAACCUCCUUCAGGUAUUGGCUGAGCUUCCCUCCUGCUUCAGGGGGCUGCGUUACUGUGUCAAUGCCAAAUCAGGGGUUCUGGGUUUCAUCAGACUGUAACAACAAAGCCACGUUUGUCUGUGGAGGUGGUGAGUAACUGAAGAAGAAAGUCCUAAGGAUUCAGGUGGACUCAGGUGUGGAUCUCACUAACUUGCCUGUCAGUGGUGAAAUCCUGAAACAGUUGGAGACACGCCUAAGAGAACAGGGGGUGACAGAUUUCAACCUUUACUGGAGAACUGAUCAACAUGGACGUGCCUUCAGGCGCCAGGAGCAAGAGGUUAAGCCUGCAGGAUGAUAAUUAUUUAACCAAGGAGUCCUAAGUGAGGAGAGAAACAAGAUCUCUCUCUCUCUCUCUCUCUCUCUCUCUCUCCUCUCUCUCUCUCUCUCCUCUCUCUC